Bacidia gigantensis is the source of this 1869-nucleotide messenger RNA. RefSeq lists its product as uncharacterized. The transcript is spliced from 5 exons. Bases 1 to 1869 code for a protein of 622 amino acids. The record is from RefSeq and is a predicted model, not a curated record. NCBI's taxonomy places the organism in Eukaryota, Fungi, Ascomycota, Lecanoromycetes, Lecanorales, Ramalinaceae.
AUGCCAAGAAUUGGCUCAGAAUAUGGGACUCUUGUAGGAGUUACGGGGCUGGUAGGACAAUUCAUGUCCAUUGCUGCUGGGGGCCGCAAAGUUGUUUGCCAACUGACCCCUGCGGGUGAGCUGGCCAAUUGCCCAGCUCCUCCAUCUGUUGAUGAAGCGUGCCCUAACAUGCCGAGAUGGGUUUACUUCAUGUGGCAAGCUUUGUAUAAUAUGCACGGCGUACAUUACGCGAUCGUUGGUGUCCUUACGGCCGACACUGCAUAUGAGCUUGGGCAGACUUCGUUAAUUGUGGGGGAUUUUUCGAAACAAGACAGUGACGAUGCAGCGCUUGCCAUAUUUUUAUCCAUCCUAGGCUCAUUAUCUACCGUCUUUGGAAUUGGACUUGCCAUUAAAGGGAUUGGAACUGCCGCGUCGAUAGGAAUGCGAGCCGGAGAUGUAGCCAAAGCCGGUCGAGUGGGCAGCGCAGGCACCAAGGUUCCAGGGAGUGCAGCAGAAGCUUCACCAACGGUCGUCCAGCCAGGUGCAAAUCAACCACAUGUACAGCCUAAUUCAGAUCGAGAUCCUGAUGCCAUUGAAGUAGCACCACCACCGACUGGAGGCAACAAUGGGGGCAAUACGGGCGCUGGCUCUGAGGCAAUAAUCCCCGUUUUUACAAAGCCAGAUAAGAAGAACCCCAGGAUAUCAGACUCCGGUUGGAUUGGUAAUGCUGGGUUUGUUGCGCCUGGUGUUUUGUGCGGAAUUCCUGAGGCAAAGAUUUUGAUGGAUGGCGCUGCCGUGACAACUUACAUGAAAAACCAUUCCUUGAUAAUACAAGACACGAAUGAUAGGUUAAUGACCUUUGACGUUGGCGAUGUCAAUGCCACAAAUCAGCUACUUGACGUGAUGAAAGGCGGAAAAUACGUGGAGGUUAUCUGGGAUCGGUUCCUUUACGAAACGGCUAUCGCUGCAGAUGUAAUUUCAAGGCAAGUCAACAACAUCUGGUUAGGAGGUGCAGGGUGUGUAGACGAGAUUUUCUUCCUUCGUAAGCAGGCGAGGCUAAUCAGAUGCAGAUACAAUGUCCAUGUGUCAUAUACGUUCCUAGACGACGACGAAGUUUCAUCUAAGUGCCAGGCGUUGACAGAGAUGGCACCAAAUACCACACAGUACUGCGCUGACAAAGGAGUGUACUGGAUGUCAGCAUUGAAAACAAGUCGCAACCCGCCUCUCACGGCACCUCAAGGUUUCGACAAGAUGCCAACAUACGGUAUCGAUCAAUGGUGGCCUACAGCAGGAUCUGCAAAGGCAUACCGCGCGCUGAACCCAGAUCCGUAUGCAAACCCCCCAACAAUCAUGCCGAAAGACGACCUGGCAUUUUCCAAGUACGUGGAAGACUGGGCCUCCAAUAACACGUAUGAUCUGCUUGAACUCAUUGGCACAACCCCGGGUACAUGGACUUUGCCAGUGUGCGAUCAAGGCAGAAAUUUUUGGACCUAUGAUUGGUCAAAUUCUGGUGGAUACCAACCGCCAUCGCUAAGUGGCUAUGUCCCUUGGCCCUGUGCUUGCGGCUACAAAGGCACAGGAACCAAAGCUUUUUGGGAUGUCAUGCAGUUUGGCAUAAAUGAUCUAGAGUCGGUAGUGUCAUUAUGUGCAUUACAACUAAUGAACAUAGAUCCUUAUCUGGAAGAAAGGGAGGAAAAUAUUGGAUAUAACGCGAUCGUAGGAGGCAAGCCUGAUACCAUUAUUUAUGGUGACUGUAAGGAAUGUACCCUUACUGCUCCGGCGACGCUCCCUACCAAAUUGUGUCGGAGUGGAGCGGGUGGUUGUACCAACUAUCCUGAAGGCAUGGCCCCCGGUGAUCAAUGCAAGCCUGCUAUUGUGUGCAAAGAAUGA